Halichondria panicea is the source of this 844-nucleotide messenger RNA. Its product is annotated as sigma non-opioid intracellular receptor 1-like. The transcript is spliced from 3 exons. Gene Ontology annotation, cellular component: endoplasmic reticulum. The record is from RefSeq and is a predicted model, not a curated record. The coding region runs from base 97 to 771 and encodes 224 amino acids. Lineage: Eukaryota; Metazoa; Porifera; Demospongiae; Suberitida; Halichondriidae.
UGUGUAAAGUAUGAAGGCGUGGCUUGUACUCUGUAGCUGCACUGGGAGACUCAACUCAGAUCAGAGUCUACGUCUAUGGUCUAACUUCCUCAUCCAAUGUGUGUCUGUAACUGUGUGAGACUGAUCAAAUGGGCCUCCAUUACGGUGGUGGUAGGGGCUCUAUUUAUUGCUGUGGUCAAUUACUGGUUGGAAAACAAAUCGUAUGUCUUCCAAGCGGAGGACAUCGCUCGACUCACCAAUGAGGCGUUAACAGCUACAAAAGGGAAAGGUCACAAUGAGACUUAUCAAAUGAUGGAGAAGCUACUCCGAAAGCACUACCCCUCUCACAUUCUACCCCCCUCUCAGUUGGAGUGGAUUUACGUCAAUGCUGGUGGAUGGAUGGGAGCAAUGUGUGUUCUUCAUGCUGGCGUGAGUGAGUACCUCAUGUUUUUCGGCACAGCCAUAGACACAUCUGGCCACUCAGGGAGAUAUUGGGCUGAAUUCACUGAUACCAUCAUCUCUGGCGAGUUUGUUCAGUGGAAAGAGGGUACCAUUCAUGCUGAUGUCUAUCAUCCCGGAGACACAGUAUUUCAUGGAGUAGGAGAAGCAGCUGCUGUUCAAUGGACUGCCCCACUCUGGGCGGUGGAGUAUGGACGUGGUUUCAUACCCUCUGCUCUGGGAUUUGCACUCUCAGAUACUGUGUUUAGCACACAAGACUUUGUCGUUAUGUAUAAGACCAUUAAAAUGUACACUAUAGCACUAUUUUACGAAUGGUACAAUACUCUAUUCUGAUGUUCUUUAAUCUGUAGCUCUUAUGCAUGAUUUGUAUUAAAAUAGUGUUGAAAGAAAAUCAUAAUCUUGUUGA